Messenger RNA from Exaiptasia diaphana, 620 nucleotides. RefSeq names its product universal stress protein PHOS34. The record is from RefSeq and is a predicted model, not a curated record. NCBI's taxonomy places the organism in Eukaryota, Metazoa, Cnidaria, Anthozoa, Actiniaria, Aiptasiidae.
CAAGCGCAUACUGAUUGCACAUCAAGGGUACGUCAGUGCGUAARUCAAGGAUUUCAUGGAAUAUGGCUGAUUGCAAAGAUCGUGGCAACCUCUUCGAUUGUGAUGGAUCUUGCUCAAGAAGCAUUGUACUUGCUUGYGAUGGCAGCAAACACAGUCAUAGAGCCCUAAAUUUUUACUAUGACAACAUCAUGAAGCUUGAUGAUCAUGUCUUCAUCUACCACGCAUUUGAGCUGCCGUCAAUGCCUUCCGCACCCUACCCAUAUAGCUUUUCGUACUAUGAAGAAUGGAGUAAGUUUGUCAAAGAGGCAGAUAAGAACGCUGUUGAAGUCCUAAAGUCAGCCGGAGAACACCUACUACACAAAGUACGCGAAAAGCAUCCGCGUCACGACAAAGAACAUCACGCRAAGCCGCACAUUCAACUUUACAAAGAAAACGGCCGUGCAGGCGAAGUAAUAUGUGGAUUUUGCAAAGAAGUGCAGCCAUCUUUGCUGAUAAUGGGCUCCCGUGGACAAGGGACUCUUCGACGCACRCUGCUGGGUAGYGUCAGUGAUUACUGCAUCCAUCAUAAUGAAACUAAUGUUCCUAUAAUGGUGAUACCUCCAUCAUCAGAACAGUCAGAC